AUGUCUGGAAAUUACAGAGAAAACAACAACAACAAUAGUUACACUAGUAUUGACAAAAGAAGCCUCUUAAACCCAGAAAUUGAAGACGAGAGCCCAAUGUUUAGAAGAAGAUCAAGAGCAGAAGAAGACGAUGAAGAAAGAGGAAGAUCAGCCCAAAAUCAAGAGAUUAGGCCCAAGCCCAAAAGCCCAACAUGGAAGGGAGAGAAUGCAAAGAGUAUUGUGUAUGGAGGUUUAGAUGCUAUUGUUACAUGCUUUUCACUUAUAUCAUCAAUUUCAUCAAGUGGUGGCAGAAUGUCAUCCGUUGAUGUUCUUGUAUUGGGAUUUGCAAAUCUAGUGGCUGAUGGAAUUUCCAUGGGAUUUGGAGAUUAUUUGAGUAGUUCUACUGAGAAAGAGAUGGCUUUUAAAGAAAAAGAUGUUACUCAAUGGGAGGUUGAUCAUCAUGGUACUUCACAGAUUAGACAGUUGAUGCAACGCUAUCAGGAGCUUGGGAUGGACCCACAUGAUGCGACUACGGUGGCGGACAUAUUUGCAAAGUACAAAAACAUUAUGGUGGAAGAAAAUAUGAUGGGUCAAAAAGGGUUAUUACUACCAGAUCAAGAGGAGAAGCCAUGGAAGAGUGGGCUAGUUACUUUCAUCUCCUUUCUACUCUUUGGAUGUGCGCCACUUCUCUCAUUCAUCAUCCUCAUUCCGUUCACUGACGACGACACCAUCAAAUUCAUCGGCGCUUGUAUCCUCUCCGUUUUUGCACUCACCCUUCUCGGAGUCGCUAAGGCAAAUAUUUCUGGUGCAAGCUAUACUCUCUCUGCACUCAUGACUGUUUCAAAUGGUGUCAUUGCUGCUGCUGUUGCUUACUCUAUUGGAUGGAGUCUCAGAAAUCUUGCUGGACUUGAAGAGCCGUAAAUUUAUACAGUGCACUUUCUUGACGCGAUAUAUAUAUAUAUAUAUAUAUAUAUAUAUAUAGAAAUGAGUUCCUAUGAGAAUGCAUACUUAUGUGAGAAAUGAGAAUGAAGUUUAUUCGAUAUAACUCUUAUGUAUAAGUGAUGUAACUCUAACGAAAAAGUGAUGUAACUCCAAAAAAUGAAUAUAAGAAAAAAAAAAAGUUCAAAAAAAAAAUUUUUUUUUUGGGCUCAAAAUUUUUUAGGGAGGUAUAACUCUAAUGAACAAGUGUUGUAACUCUAAUCCAAUCGUGUGGUUGAGAUUUAUUCUCAUUUCUCAUGUAAGAAUCAUUCUCAUGUGAUCUCGCCCCUAUAUAUAUAUAUAUAUAUAUAUAUAUAUAUAUAUAUAUAUAUUGAGGGGUUGUAUUCUUAUAUUUGCAGUGAUGAACAUAUACUUGGUAUAGUAAAACUGCUAACUCAGGUAGCGGUCUUAUCGACAUCGAACCGUUUAACGUUCUUGUACGUCCCCGCCCUUCGAAACUUCGAGACAUCAAGUGUAUCGGCUAGCCUGAGGAACACUGUUCUGCAUGAGUCUCAAUUUUGGUUCUUUUGUAGUGUGAGACUAGUCUAGAAUUCGUGCUUAUGACUAGUUCUUAUGUGGAGGGAAAGUGAUGCCGCUAGUUAUGGAGAUUCUUACCCACAUAAGGUUUUUGUAUAUUGCAGUAUUAUUAUAACCUCUAUCCAAGUUUCCGUAAUCUAGUACCCUCUUUGUUUCAAAAA
Molecule: messenger RNA, 1655 nt
Organism: Beta vulgaris subsp. vulgaris (sugar beet)
Lineage: Eukaryota; Viridiplantae; Streptophyta; Magnoliopsida; Caryophyllales; Amaranthaceae
Product: protein CCC1
Exons: 2
Coding region: 1-900 (299 amino acids)
Biological process (GO): intracellular manganese ion homeostasis
Cellular component (GO): membrane
Molecular function (GO): iron ion transmembrane transporter activity; manganese ion transmembrane transporter activity
Source: RefSeq, a predicted model, not a curated record